AAGCCACCCAAUUCAUUCCAUUUAAGGCAACGGGUAUUCCCCAUACCUCCAAAUUUUCUUCUACACAGACGCGUUUUCAUUUAAAAUCCAUCACCUUUUUUUCCUCCCACCGAUUUCUCGCCAGCAUUUCUCAAGAUGGCGUCCAACGGUUCACCAUCCAGCGAAUAUGUAACUCUAGUCUCCAGUGAUGGCUUUGAGUUUGUAGUUCUUCGCGAGGCGACCAUGAUUAGUUCUGUCAUCAAGGGUAUGCUAGAUCCCAAUAGCAAGUUCGCUGAGGAGCGAACUGGUCGCUGUGUGUUUGAGGAGAUCAACGGCAUGGUCUUAGAGAAGGUCGUCGAAUUCUUCCACUAUUGGUACAAGAACCGUGAAAAGGAAGACGUACCUGAUAUGGAAAUCCCUGUUGAACUCUGCCUAGAGCUCUUGAUGGCUGCGGAUUUCCUAGGACUUGAUAAAGCAACAUAGAUUCUCUCGUCACUACCGACCAGAUAUCAGUCGGAUAUGAUUAAGAUCUCAUAGACCGGAUACAGAAUACGGGAUACGGCUGGCGUUUUGGUGUCAAGAUACCACGAUACGAUAUGAUCACUAUGAAUUUUGGGGUCUAGGUAGAGGCAACGGUUUACGAAGGCGCAAUGAUAUUGGAAUUCAAGGUUGCUUAACCAUAAUUGAUCCCAAAUUCUUAUGGUAGGUAUGAUGCAAACAGUGUCAUGUCUGUUUUAACAAAUGGACCCAUCUAAGCAUAUGCUUUCAACUCUGCUCUCCCGUGUGUUGAAUCGCCUACAACAGAUGGAAGAUUGAUAUAUCUUAUCCCCCGCACUCUGCGUGGCUUGUGUUUCUCUGUUGAGACCAUGCUUUUUAGGUGGGGAUACAUCCAAAUUCCAGUAGAACACAUUACUCAAUACAAC
This is a messenger RNA of Hypoxylon trugodes, 902 nucleotides long. RefSeq names its product POZ domain-containing protein. The transcript is spliced from 3 exons. The record is from RefSeq and is a predicted model, not a curated record. Gene Ontology annotation, biological process: ubiquitin-dependent protein catabolic process. Gene Ontology annotation, cellular component: elongin complex. The coding region runs from base 136 to 462 and encodes 108 amino acids. Gene Ontology annotation, molecular function: protein-macromolecule adaptor activity. Lineage: Eukaryota; Fungi; Ascomycota; Sordariomycetes; Xylariales; Hypoxylaceae.